Corythoichthys intestinalis (scribbled pipefish) is the source of this 1426-nucleotide messenger RNA. RefSeq names its product fibrous sheath interacting protein 1 (gene fsip1). The transcript has 10 exons. Lineage: Eukaryota; Metazoa; Chordata; Actinopteri; Syngnathiformes; Syngnathidae. Bases 97 to 1140 code for a protein of 347 amino acids. The record is from RefSeq and is a predicted model, not a curated record.
AGUGAGCGUAGGUGCUCUAGAAAACGUUUCCAGGCCUGCAUCAAGAGAGUCAUUAGCGACAGGCUCAAGCAACAUUGCAUAUUCUCCCUGGCAAAGAUGAGGAAACAAAUCUUACCGUGUGUGCAAGCCUGGAGACUGGAGAGCAGCAGCACGUCACGUCAGUAUGAUAUUAAUGCAACUGAUGAGGAGAAGCAAGAUCCAAAGCUGCAGAGAGCAAUCGAAGAGAUGAGGAAGCUUGAUGAACUGCUGUCUGUAUGCAUGACCAGAGAAAAAGAAGCCAAGCGUCAACGAAAACAGCUCCAAGCUGAACUUUGGCAAGAGUUAAUGGACAGCUUACCAGAAGGCCGCUCUGAAAACAGCCAGGAAGCCAUAAAUGCAAGGCUAUUUAUGGCGCUGGAAGAACCGAUUGACCAUUCAGAAAAGGAGGACUUUGAAACCCUAUUUCAAUCUCAGACAUGCGAGAGUGAACUGGAUAAAAGACUGAAAACAUUGUUAGAGAGUGACGAGAGAGCAGACGAGUUGAGCGAAGUAUCCGAGUCCAUGUGUGAGGAACCAGAUGAAGGGAACCAUGGUGAUACCUGCAAGGGAAAGAAGAAACAGAAGAACUUUGUCAAGAGAAAUAUUGAGCUUGCCAGGGGCAAAGGAGGCCAAGUGCUGUUGACACAGGCAGAGGAAGAGCGUCUGGCCGAACUCCUGCGAGACAUGGAUGAAGAGGAAGAGGACAGUGCCAGAAGAGCAGACAACGAGGAGAACAUGUGGGCCGUGCCGGUGUCGACAAGCCAGGGCUACACCCAGGAUACGUCCGACAUGGAGCGGCUGAAUGCCAUUGACUCUAAACUUCUCCUUUUCAAGCCAGUUGUAGACCUCCCAACACUGCGAAGCUCCUGUGCAGCCACAGAUGAGGAACGUACCUCGGACAUUGGCCCGAGGCAUGACGUGGACCCUCAGCCAGGCGAGAAGGUCCUGCAGGACAUCAAGGAGAGAAGGACGCAGGAGUUGCAGCUCCUGGAGAUCCAACGGCAGCUGGACCUUCUGGGCCAGAACCAGGAGAUGACAAGUGAGUCAGAGAGCCUCAGUCAGGAGCAGUUGCUUUGCCUGCUGGAUGGUUUCGAGCUGACGGAGUCAGAGCCAGAACCUUGACAUAAACAUGGACCUUCACCACAAGAGGCCCUGCUGUCAAGAUGUCCGUCAAACCACACGCCAUUGUUGACAUCACGCUUUCUGACUUCCAAAGUAGGAAGCGAGCGUUGCGGAGAGAUUGUCGGGUGUAGUCACGUCACUGUCACAACAGACAACUUUAACUGCUAAAGAAUGAGUCUUCUAUGCUGGCAAAUCUUGGGCUGUCUUAAACACGAGUUUGCUCUCACACUACUUACAAAAACAUGUGUCGUUUGGCUUUGGAAUGAGAUUUCAUAAUGAAGCAGAA